AUGGCAGCAUCACCCCUGAAAGUGUGCAUCGUGGGCUCGGGGAACUGGGGCUCAGCUGUUGCAAAAAUAAUUGGUAAUAAUGUCAAGAAACUUGAGAAGUUUGCCUCCAUGGUCAAGAUGUGGGUCUUUGAAGAAACAGUUAAUGGGAGAAAACUGACAGACAUCAUAAAUAAUGACCAUGAAAAUGUAAAAUAUCUCCCUGGACACAAGCUGCCAGAAAAUGUGUUCAUUCACAGGAUCUGUGACGAGAUCUCUGGGAAAGUGCCCAAGGGCGCGCUGGGCAUCAGCCUCAUCAAGGGCAUAGAGGAGGGUCCCGAGGGGUUGAAGCUCAUUUCCGACAUCAUCCGAGAGAAGAUGGGCAUUGACAUCAGUGUGCUCAUGGGAGCCAACACUGCCAAUGAGGUGGCUGCUGGGAAGUUCUGUGAGACCACCAUCGGCAGCAAGGUAACAGAGAAUGGCCUUCUCUUCAAAGAACUUCUGCAGACUCCAAAUUUUCGAAUUACGGUGGUUGAUGAUGCAGACACUGUUGAACUUUGUGGUGCCCUGAAGAACAUUGUGGCUGUGGGAGCUGGGUUCUGUGACGGCCUCCGCUGGGGCGACAACACCAAAGCUGCCGUCAUCCGCCUGGGGCUCAUGGAAAUGAUCGCCUUCACCAGGAUCUUCUGCAAGGGCCAGGUGUCCAUGGCCACCUUUCUGGAGAGCUGCGGCAUAGCCGACCUGAUCACCACCUGCUAUGGGGGUCGGAACCGCAAGGUAGCAGAGGCCUUUGCCAGGGCCGGAAGGACCAUUGAAGAAUUGGAGAGGGAGAUGCUGAAUGGGCAGAAGCUGCAAGGACCUCAGACUUCCGCUGAGGUGUACCGCAUCCUCAAACAGAAGGGGCUGCUGGACAAGUUUCCACUGUUCACUGCAGUGUACCAGAUCUGCUACGAAGGUAGGCCCGUUCAGGAGAUGUUGUCUUGUCUCCAGAGCCAUCCGGAGCAUAUAUAA
Molecule: messenger RNA, 987 nt
Organism: Lagenorhynchus albirostris (white-beaked dolphin)
Lineage: Eukaryota; Metazoa; Chordata; Mammalia; Artiodactyla; Delphinidae
Product: glycerol-3-phosphate dehydrogenase 1-like protein
Exons: 2
Coding region: 1-987 (328 amino acids)
Biological process (GO): carbohydrate metabolic process; glycerol-3-phosphate catabolic process
Cellular component (GO): glycerol-3-phosphate dehydrogenase (FAD) complex; cytosol
Molecular function (GO): protein homodimerization activity; glycerol-3-phosphate dehydrogenase [NAD(P)+] activity; NAD binding
Source: RefSeq, a predicted model, not a curated record